CGCAGCCCCGAGCUCGCCCGCCGCUCUUCGCCCGGGGAAAUGCGAGUCCCCUGGCUCUGGGCCGGGAGCCCCUUUGUGGCCGGCCGCGUCUGGAAAGCAGACCGAGCCGCUCUGAAGCCUUUGCAGGAUCGGGUGGGACGCGCAGGGGGGCCCGGGCACGGGAGGGGGCAGGGAGCACCCACGCUCUGUUCCCGUCCACCCCAGGCGGAGCAGCCUGUCGCACUAAAGAUGAAAGGCCGGGGUUGGCUGGCCCUGCUUCUGGGGGCUCUGCUGGGGACGGCCUGGGCGCGGAGGAGCCAGGAUCUGCACUGUGGAGCUUGCAGGGCUCUGGUGGACGAACUGGAGUGGGAAAUUGCCCAGGUGGAUCCCAAGAAGACCAUCCAGAUGGGGUCUUUCCGGAUCAAUCCAGAUGGCAGCCAGUCAGUGGUGGAGGUGCCUUAUGCUCGCUCAGAGGCCCACCUCACAGAGCUGCUGGAAGAGGUGUGUGACCGGAUGAAGGAGUAUGGGGAACAGAUUGAUCCUUCUACCCACCGCAAGAAUUACGUUCGGGUAGUGGGCCGGAAUGGAGACCCUAGUGAACCAGACCUACAGGGCAUCCGAAUUGAUUCGGACAUCAGCGGCACCCUCAAAUUUGCGUGCGAGAGCAUCGUGGAGGAAUAUGAAGAUGAACUCAUUGAAUUCUUCUCUCGAGAGGCCAACAAUGUCAAAGACAGACUUUGCAGCAAGCGAACAGAUCUGUGUGACCAUGCCCUGCACAUAUCCCAUGACGAGCUGUGAACCACUGGAGCCCCCCAGACCGGCAGACGUGAUGGAUUACCCCCAGGAGGGGAGAGGGUGGCCAUGCCUUUUAUAUUAUAUUUUUAGUGAAAAGAACUGAAAAAAAAAAAAAAAAAAGAACCGAAAGUACAA
Messenger RNA from Condylura cristata (star-nosed mole), 909 nucleotides. RefSeq names its product canopy FGF signaling regulator 2 (gene CNPY2). The transcript has 5 exons. The record is from RefSeq and is a predicted model, not a curated record. Gene Ontology annotation, cellular component: endoplasmic reticulum. The coding region runs from base 40 to 777 and encodes 245 amino acids. Lineage: Eukaryota; Metazoa; Chordata; Mammalia; Eulipotyphla; Talpidae.